AACCUUUCUGAGAUUAUGAAAUUUAACUUCUUUACACGGAGUUUCUAAGUCCAAUUUCCGCUGCUUGGAAUAAAGAACAGAGGAUAUAAUAUAAGGGUUUUUGAUUCUGUGUCUCACUUGAGGAGGAGGAAACUUGGCAUUCAAGUGGGAAUCACAGCUAACCUUGUUCCUUUCAAUGAUCUUCUUGAGGAGUUUAAUGUUUGUGGGACCUAAAACAACCACCUUGCACGGAUUUAAUUGCAAGCUCACUAGCUCCACUAUCAAGUUGUCAGUUGAAGCAGCUCAGGAAUUUUUGCUUUUCGAUCUUCUUACUUAGCUCCCAAUUGAGCACACUUCCUAAGCAAGCAGUUGGAGUCUUUUACUUCAACAUUUUUUGUUCAAAUUCCAGAUGUUACUUUCCAGGAAACAAUCGACUGCCUUUUGUUUCUAGGAGUUGGAAUCACUACAGAGUUCCUAAAGGGUGCUAACAAGGUUUGUCUUUCGAGUUGUACUUCAAAGCUAAUCAACUCUAGUUGUAGGUUCUGAAUCAAAUAAUUGGAAAAAUGCCCGAGGAAAAUGGUUUCAAUGGAGAUACACGCGCUGAGCAGUCCAUUGCGACAACACCACAUUCACUGGAAAUGGAGAAAGAGGAAACCCCAGAAAAGCCAAACAGCUUACAAGAGGGACAAUCGCAAAAGAAAGAGGAAGGCGCUAAAACUAUUCCAUUCCACAAGCUCUUCUCCUUUGCCGACUACAUUGACUACAUAUUAAUGCUCCUGGGGACAGUAACUGCUAUUGGAAGUGGGAUUUGCUUGCCCCUAGUGGCUGUGCUAUUAGGAGAGCUAAUUGAUUCCUUUGGACAGAGUGACUCCAAACAAGUUGUCCAUCAAGUUUCCAAGGUUUCUCUUAAGUAUGUCUACUUGGCCCUGGGAGCUGGUCUUGCAGCAUUUUCUCAGGUCGUCUGCUGGAUGGUUACCGGGGAAAGACAGGCUGCACGCAUCAGAUGUAUAUACUUGCGAGCCAUAUUGAGACAAGAUAUUGGAUUUUUUGACAAGGAAACUAGUACAGGAGAAAUUGUUGGGAGGAUGUCAGACGAUGCCUUCCUGAUUCAGGAUGCCAUGGGUGAGAAGGUUGGGAAGUUUAUACAGUUGGCGGCUGCAUUCUUUGGAGGCUUUGCAAUUGCUCUUAUCAAAGGGUGGCUUCUCACCAUGGUCAUGCUCUGUUCAAUCCCACUUCUAAUCAUCUCUGCCGCCAUCCUGACCGUUUUAAUAGCAAAGCUAACGUCUCGUGGACAGAGUGCUUAUUCUGUAGCUGGAACUGUAGUUGAACAGACAAUUAGCUCAAUUAGAACCGUUGCAUCAUUUACGGGGGAAGGGCAAGCUAUAGAAAGAUACGACAAGGCUCUUCUUAAAGCUUACAGAGCUGGUGUACAAUCUGGUCUGGCAGCCGGCUUGGGCUCGGGUGUAUUUAUGUUUCUCAUAUUCUGCAGCUAUGCCUUGGCAGUAUGGUAUAGUGCUAAAAUGAUUAUACACAAGGGUUACACAGGAGGACAAGUGAUAAAUGUAGUUUCUGCUGUGUUGACUGGUUCAUUCUCGUUUGGGCAGGCAUCGCCCUGCCUCAAUGCAUUUGCUUCUGGACGAGCUGCAGCUGUCAAAAUGUUUGAGAUCAUUAAUAGGAAGCCAAAGAUUGAUUCCUAUGACAACGAUGGGCUGAAACUGGAAAAUAUCUAUGGUGAUAUCGAGUUAAAGGAUGUGUACUUUAGUUACCCAUCAAGACCAGAUGAGCCCAUUUUCAGUGGAUUCUGCCUCUGUAUACCGCCGGGAACAACUGCAGCUUUGGUUGGACAAAGUGGAAGCGGAAAAUCAACAGUAAUCAGCUUGAUAGAAAGGUUUUAUGACCCUCAAGCCGGUGAAGUUCUAAUAGAUGGCGUCAAUAUUAAAGAGUUCCAGCUUCGCUGGAUCAGAGAGAGAAUUGGUCUUGUUAGCCAAGAGCCUGCACUGUUUGCUUCAAGCAUUAGAGACAAUAUAUCAUAUGGGAAGGAAGGGGCAAGCAUACAAGAAAUUAAAGCUGCUGCAGAGCUUGCCAAUGCUGCCAAGUUCAUAGAGAAACUGCCCAAGGGACUGGAUACGAUGGUUGGUGAACAUGGAAGCCAACUAUCCGGUGGCCAGAAGCAAAGGCUUGCAAUAGCUAGAGCAGUACUGAAGAACCCCAGGAUUCUGCUUCUUGAUGAAGCAACAAGUGCUCUCGAUGCAGAAUCUGAAAGGACCGUGCAAGAGGCACUGGACAAGGUCAUGAUCAACCGAACUACCAUACUUGUAGCCCAUCGAUUAGUUACAGUGAAGAAUGCAGACGUGAUCGCUGUGAUUCAUCAAGGAAAAGUUGUCGAGAAAGGUUCCCACUUGGAGCUAGUACAGGAUCCGGAAGGAGCAUAUUCCAAGCUUAUUCACCUUCAAGAACUUAGCAACCAGUCAGAACCUAAAACUGCAGAUGACCAGGACAGACUAGAUAUAGGUGUUGAUUCUGGAAGACAUUCAGGUCAAGGAAUGUCCAUCUUAAGAUCUGUUAGUCGAUGCUCACCUGGAAUUGGCAACAGUAGCCAUAGCUCGUCCUCAGUUUCUUCUGGUGUACCUACUGCAAUCAAUGUCCCGGAGAAAGAAACUGCAGAACUAAGAACUAGAGCUUCAGCAGCCCCACUUUGCCGCUUAGCAUAUCUGAACAAGCCAGAGAUUCCAGUUCUGCUACUUGGUUCAAUAGCUGCAGUGGCAAGUGGUCUAGUUAUGCCAAUUUUUAGUGUACUUAUGGCCAACAUGAUUAAAAUCUUCUAUGAGCCGGCUCACAAGCUCCAAAAGGAUUCCAAAUUCUGGGCAUUGAUGUUUGUUGUUCUUGGUGUGGCUAAUUUAUUGGCAACACCAGCAAGAACAUACUUUUUCAGCGUGGCAGGAUGCAGGUUGAUAAGGAGGCUGCGAUUAAUGUGCUUCGAGAAAGUGGUUCACAUGGAGAUAAGCUGGUUUGAUGAAGCAGAGCACUCCAGCGGCACAAUUGGUGCACGGCUUUCCGCAGAUGCUACUAUGGUGAGAGGUCUGGUUGGGGACACACUUGCUCUGGCUGUUCAGAAUGCUGCAACAGCAAUUGCCGGGUUGUUUGUCGCUUUCCAGGCAAACUGGCAAUUGUCUCUUAUCAUCCUCUUCAUGGUACCGCUAAUAGGACUCCAAGGAUACGCUCAUAUGAAGUUCGUCAGUGGAUUCAGUGCAGAUGCAAAGAAAUUAUACGAAGAAGCAAGUCAGAUCGCUAGUGAUGCAGUAGGAAGCAUUAGAACAGUUGCAUCUUUCUGUGCAGAAGAGAAGGUGAUGAAGCUAUACCAGAUGAAAUGCGAGGGCCCGAUCAAGGCAGGAAUAAAGCAAGGCCUAAUUAGCGGGAUGGCUUUCGGAUUGACCUUGCUCUUCCUCUACCUAGUCCAUGCAACCAGUUUCUAUGCCGGAGCUCGACUUAUGGAGGCUGGCAAGAUGGACUUCCCUCAAGUUUUUCAGGUUUUCUUCGGUCUCAGUAUGUCAGCCAUUGGCAUCUCUCAAUCGGGAGCCCUAGCUCCCGAUUCCAGCAAAGCCAACAGCGCUGCAGUCUCUAUAUUUAAGAUUCUAGACCAGAAAUCCAAGAUAGACUCCAGCGAUGAACAUGGAACAACAAUGGAAAACGUCAAGGGAGAUAUUGAGUUUCGGCACGUGAGUUUCAAGUAUCCCGCCCGACCUGACGUUCAAAUUCUCCGGGAUCUUUGCCUGACCAUUCGCUCCGGCAAGACGGUGGCUUUGGUCGGCGAAAGCGGAAGCGGGAAAUCAACAGUAAUAGCUCUGCUGCAAAGAUUUUACGAUCCUUAUUCGGGCGAGAUUACACUGGAUGGAGUUGGAAUCCAGAGGCUAAAGUUGAAAUGGCUGAGACAGCAGAUGGGGCUGGUAAGCCAGGAGCCUGUCCUGUUCAACGAAACCAUCCAAUCCAAUAUCGCCUACGGAAAGGCCAGCAGCGCGACAGAGGCAGAAAUCAUCUCAGCAGCACAAUUGGCAAACGCUCACAAUUUCAUCAGCAGCUUACAGCAGGGAUACGAGACAAUGGUUGGGGAGCGAGGGAUGCAGUUAUCCGGCGGGCAGAAGCAGCGCGUGGCCAUUGCGCGAGCCCUAGUGAAGUCGCCAAGAGUGUUGCUGCUAGACGAAGCCACCAGUGCUCUUGAUGCCGAAUCCGAGAAGGUGGUUCAAGAGGCGUUGGAUCGAGCAAUGGUGGAUAGAACCACGGUGGUAGUGGCUCACCGGCUGUCGACAAUCAAGAACGUGGAUUUCAUUGCUGUGCUUAAAAACGGAGCCAUUGCAGAGGCGGGAAGACAUGAUACUUUGAUCAACGUCAGGGAUGGAAUCUAUGCCUCUUUGGUGGCCCUGCACACCAGUGCUCCAUCCUAAGAUUGUAACCCUUUUGAAUAUGAGUCCCCCCAUAAGCAUGAGCUUCCACGUCCCACUUUUAGGUGGGAACCUUGGUCUCGCAAAUGGUAUCAAAGCCAAUCAAAGAUCACUAUCAUGCAAAUAUGAAUUCGAAUCAUGUCAGUGUUUUGAGAUUAAUUAUGGAAUUUCUAUUCUUUGUUUAAGAACUGGAACAGAACAGCUUACUAAAACACAAAAUAUAUGAGCUGCAUGCUACUCACUGAUUAGGAAGUGGCAA
This is a messenger RNA of Diospyros lotus (date-plum), 4674 nucleotides long. RefSeq names its product ABC transporter B family member 4-like. Gene Ontology annotation, biological process: transmembrane transport. The record is from RefSeq and is a predicted model, not a curated record. NCBI's taxonomy places the organism in Eukaryota, Viridiplantae, Streptophyta, Magnoliopsida, Ericales, Ebenaceae. Gene Ontology annotation, cellular component: membrane. The coding region runs from base 543 to 4418 and encodes 1291 amino acids. Gene Ontology annotation, molecular function: ATP hydrolysis activity; ABC-type transporter activity; ATP binding. The transcript has 12 exons.